Messenger RNA from Oncorhynchus masou masou (cherry salmon), 2484 nucleotides. RefSeq lists its product as uncharacterized. Bases 1 to 2484 code for a protein of 827 amino acids. The record is from RefSeq and is a predicted model, not a curated record. The transcript has a single exon. Lineage: Eukaryota; Metazoa; Chordata; Actinopteri; Salmoniformes; Salmonidae.
AUGGGCUGUUCCCCAUCCAAGGGUCAGCUUUUCCCCGGGGUCGCAGAUGGGAUCCACAAGGAUCCGCUGCCAGGACCACCAAAGUUGGAAGACAUCAAACCUGUUGAGGGAGAAAACCAAGAUAUUGACGAUAUGGAUAUUGACAAAGAAUUAGAGGAAUUCUCAUUAUCAGAGGUGAAUCCUAUGGCCCCUCUGGGCAAAGUGUCGGACAUGGCCCCCAACACAGCCGUUGUGUCAAACCCAGGGGCUGUCUCUGAAAUCGAGGUCAAAAUGACGUCUCAGGUGAGAGACAUACAGAGUGAGAAAUUACUGGAAAAGCAGGUGAAAAAGGUAGAGCAGCGAAGGAAAAAUAAGGGCGUCAAACAGGGUCGCCGAAAAGAAAAGGAGAUAAAUACCUCCAUCGUGCAGGGGAAGGUGGACCUCCCCAUGCACAUUGUGAGAGCUCACCAGGCCGCCUACAAAUACCUGAACCCCAACAUCUCCAAGUGUGAGACCCUGCUGGAGAUGCUGGACCAGGUGGCCCAGACCCACCUCUCCCUGCAGCCCAUCAUAACAGUCAUUGUAAUGUGCUUUGAGGAGGUCAACCAGGCCCUAGAGGAGAUGGCUGAUGAUGGCGAGCUGAUGCUGAAGGAACAUGGCAACCACAUGGCCUGGCCCUCCGAGACAAGGGCCCCAUAUCCCAUCCCUGCCAAGCCCAGUGCUGACCCAUCAGAACCCCCGCCAGACCUGCUGCAGCAGCUGCUCCAGGAUUCCACUGAAAAGUUUAAGCUGGUGGGGAGCUCGGUCCAAGUCCUGGGAGACACCGCACUGGAAGAUGCGGCAGACUACUUUGCCUCGCUAUCUAAACUACUGGGCAAGAGGCUGCAGGCCAAGCGAGCGGUAGAGGAGCGUCUGAGCCAGGUGCUGGCAUGCGUGGAGGCAGCCGCCAAGUGCAACCUCGAUGACUUGUCUCUUCACAGCUUGGACAGCGGCAUUGGGGGAGAGAAUGAGUCGCUGACGGGAUCAGAGCGUCAACGUCGCCAACGGGGGAGUUCUGGGCCCGGUGGCAGUGCUCGCCCCACACCCCUAAGCCAUUCACCUGACAAGGUAUGCCUUAAUAAAGGUGAGGAGGAAAAUGAGGAAGUGGAUGAUGAUGAAGAUGAGGAGGAUGAAGAGAGGUCAGGGAGGGUGCGGUCCAACUCUUCCUCGUCAGAACCCAUUCAGACCCCCAAGCGCAGUGAGAGGCAGCCACCCAAACAACCCCAGACCGCUGCCCCCUUGGGCAGGCCAGUGAGACCGCCACACUCACAGUCCAUAGAAUCUUUCGAUGUUCAGGAGCUGCAACAGAAAGACCUGGACCAGCGGAUGGGAGACGACACUCUGAGGAGACACUCUUCAGGAAGGAGGAAGGUUUCUAGAUAUGAACUCAAAGGGUCCGCGAAGGCAAACCAAACACCAACUUCUCUACCAGCGAUAGCACCACAACCCCCUGGCCGCAACUCCGUCAAAAGACUCAUAAACACAUUCAGCGGUGGGACGGAUGUAGGACAAGUCCAAAGUCUCACUAGUACACACCUUAGGGGGUCUAGGAGGAGUGAAACUCCAGGUCCUCCCUGGCCAGUGGAAGGCAGGGAGGACCUAGACGUGGACUACCUGCCCCCACCUCCCCCUGAGGUCCUGAUGGACAACUCCUAUGAGAGCAACGAGGAGAACCCUGAUGAUCUGGGCGGGGAAGAGGAGGCCAUCACCAGUAGGGGCCACCCUGUGCCACACCAAACAAGCGCCACCUGUCAGCGCCUGAGGGCCUCGUUGCAGACCAUGACGGUUCUGCCCAACCGUGGCAGUGUCGGACCAAUCAGGCAAGAUACCUUGGUGAGGGGAGAUCAUCAGGCUACAUCGCUAUACAGUCAGGCCUGCAAGAUCAUCCACCUGCGCAAUGCAACUGAAUCCACUCCUACGAGACCUGAUCAGGGGGUUCGAGGACCCCUUAGAGCUGGGGUGAGCCUCAGGCAAGGAAGCAGCAACCACUAUGGGGGGGAGUAUUACCCCACCAGCAUGCCACCAACCAUCCCAACAGUCUACAGAGUUCGCCUACCACCCUCUUGUCCCUCUAUUCACCAAGAACUAUCAAUCCCCCCUGCUUUAUCACAGCCUAAUCCACCUUCACGUCCAUCCUCACCCCGGGUCCUGAGAUUGAGCACAAAGAAGAGUGGUGAAGAAGACAGGUCACCCUCAGUGUCCUUCAAUGAUGCCCGAUCGGUGUUCUGUCAAAAUAGCCAAUCGAACUCCCAGAUCUGGACCCCCAGCUCUACGCUACCCAGGGCCUAUGGUGAGCCCUCCCGGGGAAGGCUGUCCACACGAGGGUUCCAGACUGUCAGUAGGCGCAGCCAGUCUGACCAGAGACCCAGCCUGAUGACACAACAAGACGAAUCCCUUGUCCCAGGCACAUCACAGGCCAGGACUGGAGGAAGUGCGUCAAAUAUCACCAAUUACAGUGAGAGGUGA